UCGCCUUUGCUGUCCUUCAUCUUCCACCUUUGAUUAGAUAGUUAGUGUAGCUUGUCACAAACAGCCUCGUAAGGACCAGCAGGUCUGCUGUUGUUUGUUCUUCCUUUGUGUUCCUUUGUGUUCCUCCUCCUCCUCUCUUUUGCGCCAUAGCGGGAGGAUGAGGAGGAGGAGGAGGAGAAAAAAGUGGAAGAGAACUACACAUUUGUGAUAGACAAAUAUAAAAUAACCACUGCUGAUAAGACAGUGAGUCACCGGAGAGCAGACCUAGACAGCGUUAAUCCGUCACGAUAUAUAUAAGCUUGCCUGAUAUGAGGGCAGCGAGUGAAGGCGUGUGAGGGAGAAGAACAAGAUGUCCGAAAAUGAACCUCUCAAUACCACGGACGACAAGGGCCGCGCGGCGCAAGGGGGCGGCGCCGCGGGAGGUGGCGACGAGGCCUACUUUAAACAGGAGCUGCUGACGGCGGUGGAGACAGGCGACAUGGAUGAGCAACGCCUGAGCAACGCACUGAAACACCUUUCCAAAGAGGCCAUCAACGAAGCCUUCCCCAGGUUGCCCUACGCCGCCCUGCACCUCGCGGCCAAGAACAACUUCCCCAAGCUGGUGACCGCCCUGCUAAAGGCCGGAGCGGACUCCAACAUCCAGGACUUCUCAUGGAAGAAGUACAAUCCCCUUCACCAUGCCACCAAGAGUGGACACGCGGAGGUGGUCAAGGCCCUCCUGGAGAAAGGCGCCGACCCCAACGCCAAGGAAGGGGAGUUCGGCGACACGGCCCUCCACCUCCUUACCAAUAAAUGGGACACCAAAGAGGACUCCUACAAGGCCUGUCUGGACGCCCUCCUCUCCAACGACAAGACCCACGGGGACAUCCUGAACAUAGAGAAACAGUCUCCGAUCUUCCUGGCUGCCUCCAGAGGCUGGGAGUACAUGGUGGAGGAGCUUAUAUACAAGGGGGCGAACUACAAGGCGACUUAUGCUAACGAAACCAUUGAGGAUCUUAUCAAGAAGAAGUUCCCUGGCUUGUUGGCCUCUAUCAACACCAACGCCAUCGUUAAGCCACCGAGGCAUCUCAGGGAGGAGCUCUUUAAAGCUCUGAUCUGCCCCAACAUUGAACUCUUUCGGGAGAUCAUGGACGAGAUUGAGGAAGACAAGUUGCAGUCCAUGAAGUCAGUGCUGGAGAAUGACCAUGUGCACGGGAAGUACACGCUGCUGCAGUAUGCAUGUGAGAAAGGAUUGACGGACUUCGUGAAGGAGUUGCUGAAUCACGGUGCUGACCCUUCACAGGAGGACAAGACCAACAAGAUGAACCCAAUCCUGUACGCAGCACGGAAUGGCUUCUACAAGAUACUCAAGCUCCUGUUGCUGGCGCUGAGGAACCAGGAUGACCCGAACACAGAUUUCACGAAGGUGAGGGCCGCCCUGAAGAAGACAGAUGACAGGGGGGAGACGGCUCUGCACAAGGUAGUCAAGAGGGAGUAUGACAAUAAAGGCGAAGGCGUUGAUUACUCCAAGUGUCUGGAGCUGCUGCUGCUGGACAAGAAACGGUUGCUGGACCUGGAUGUGCAGGAGAACUUUUUAAAAGAUAUGGAUGAGCAUAAAAAGUUCAUGGACAAGGAGAAAUGUUUGGUGGAUCUGGAUGCACAGGAUAAGUACGGGUUCACGGCUCUGCAUCACGCUGUUUACUUUUACGACCAGAGCUUUGUGCAAAAGCUCCUCCUUAAUGGGUCAAGUCUCAGCAUCAAAAACAAGUUUGGAACGCUGGCCAUCACCAGCAUCCAGCCGAUGGUCCUGAAGAAGAUACUCAACAACUGCAUCGAGUCCGAGAAAAAUGUGUCCGACCUUAACUUUGAGAUCACUCUCCACUAUGGCAUGUUGGCACCCAAACAGACGGAGAUGCAGUCGGAUAUGGAGAUAAUGAGGUUCCUGAGUGACUCACGCAAACACCAACGCCUCCUCCUACACCCUGUGAUUGACACGCUCCUGUUCCUGAAGUGGCAGAGGAUCCAGAAAUACUACUACUUUAACAUCCUUCUGUAUAUGGCCUUCCUCAUCCUCCUGACAGCUUACAUCCUUCUCUUCCACGGGACCUUCACACACUUGACGGAUGAUGACCCAAGUGAACAGAAUGCCACAGCCAGCACAAGCUUGCCAGACCCAACAAAGGCCAAUGUAGCCCUCAAGAUUAGCCUCGGAGUCCUUAUCUUCAUCUGCAUAUUAUAUCUUAUAAUACGGGAAGGGAUACAGAUCUCUAUCUCUUGGAGACGGUAUGUGAAAAGCCUGAAAAACUGGCUUGAGAUCUCAAUAAUCCUCCUGACCUGCACGGUGCUGCUUAUCCCCAUCAUUCCCGUGGAGAUGGCAUCACAGCAGAGCGUGUGUGCCUGGCUGGUGCUGUUCUCGUGGAUAGAGGGCAUGCUGGUGCUGGGGCGGCAUCCAUACCUGUCCAUCUACAUCACCAUGUUUACCACGGUCGCCAAAAACUUUCUCAAAUUCAUUUUCAUGUUCUCCUCCAUGGUGGUGGCCUUCAGCAUCAGCUUCUACCUGGUGUUCCAAGUGAACGGGUACUUCACCACCUACUACAACUCCCUCCUCAAGACCAUAGCCAUGACCACCGGGGAGAUUGGGUACACAGAGCUCCCCCUCGACGCCUUCCCCGUCUCCUCGCACCUUCUCUACGUGACAUUCGUGUUCCUCAUCGUGCUCGUCCUCAUGAACCUGCUCAAUGGCCUGGCAGUGAGCGACAUCCAGAAGAUCCAACAGGAGGCGGAGAUCCUGAGCUCCAGGAGCAGGGUGGAGGUGAUAUCCUAUAUUGAGUCUGUGUUACCAGCCAAACUGCUGCUCAAGAACUUUCGGGAGUCAUCGCAGCACUGUGAGGGUGGCGAGAAGGACAACCGCUCCUUCACACCCUGCCUGGAGCAGGACAACCCCAUCAUAAAGUUCCUCAACCGCAUGGGACACUGCAUGCGUAUGUUCCAGACCUGUCUUCACCGCAGCCCAAGCAUCACUCUGUACCCAAACAGCAGCGAGAAGCGCUGGUACAUCUGUGAGUGUGGCUGGUUCCAGCUGAAGGAGGAGCAGAUUGAAGCAGCCAAGGAUGUGGUGCUAGAGCAGGUGAAAAAAGAAGAAAACUAAGCAAGCAAAACUAUUGCUUCCCCCCAAAAGUGGUAGAGUAUUCCAAAAGAUCAUUCCGAAACAGUUUGAGGCGUCUUGAUGCUUCCAUCUUGAAAGGGAGGCUAAAGUACAUGAGAGCUCCAAGAGGACACGCUGCACGCCUAACAAGAGGACAUUUGACACCUAACUUUCAGGCCCAGAAGAGGUCUGGGCAUGUAAAGAGGAUUUUGAAAGCAUAUAGUAAGAGGACUGCUGUGCUAUCUUGGUCCUUCUUUCCAACACAUAACUGUACUGGCUUUACUGUUGGAGACAGAGUAAAUUAACAUUUAGACACACGACAGCUUAAGAAAUGUAUAAUAUGGUGCAUUAUCAUUAAAAGACACAUCACUGAACAUGUUUGGCUAUUCAACACGUACAUAUAGAGAUGUCUAAAAAGACUGUUAACUAGCAUUCCUACACCAAGUAAUGGAUCCAUGUGCAAACUACACAUUAAUUUGAGUAUUUGCUUUGCUUGGCCUUGCACUGUAACAUACUGAGCCUUACAAACUGACUGAACAAUUUAUUAUGAGGAAAAUCUAUACAUCAAGCAGCUGAUAUAAGAAGCCAUCCAUGUGCAAUAAAUAAAAUAAUUAAAUAAAUGUCAUAUUGAUUAAUUGCUUGUAGUAGCUUGGCCUUGCACUGUAACACAGCAAGCAUUAUAAACUUGAAGGAUUUGUUAUGAGGUGAAUCUGUAGACCAACCAGCUCAUUGAUGGAUCUGGCAAGAACUGGCUUAAUAAGACAGGUGAUGCCAAUAAGGGUCUGAUAGUCAGGGUCAGGGUAGGACAAGUAGCAAUGGGUAUCAAUUUCAUCACUUCAGAUCCAACAGACAGAAGAGAUAGAUAGGCAGAACAUGGAGAAUUGAGUAGAAAGGGAGAAUUUCUGAAACAAUACAAUUUUUUUCUGUAAAUAUUUAUUCUUUCAAACCUGCAUAAUAUAUACAUUGAUAAAAACAAAUGCUCUGACUUCCACACGAUGACGGCCUUCAUUCCAUAUUUUCAGACACUUUCAGCUCUCAAAACAAAUACAUUUCCAAAGGCCACAAAGGAGAUGUGUUGGAUUCUCAUGAAUGUUUUUAGAAUCACGGUGCAGAAGCCUUAUCAAACUAUCCCUCCCAUAAAGGCUCAUAAACCUAUCAUUGGCAUUACCCACAACCACCUCUACAAAAGACUAAUCUAAUGCGGGUGUGUGAACCCCAAAACGUUAUAUAAUACAGGCCGAUUAUAUAAUUAGUUACAGCCGCCAAUGUCUCCUGCUGAAUGUAUCUGUGAAAUUCUGAAACUACUUAAUUUUACUGUUGAUAUUUGUCUUUCACACCCACACAAAACUUAUCCCCCAAAGAAAACAAAACAAAACUUCCUCGCAAUGGCAGCUUUCGUUACAGCGGCGAUCGUGUCUCCUGUCGGGUGUGUGUUAGUGAAAAUUAAGUAGAAAAGGAGAAACUCUAAAACUGUACAAAAUUUUACUGUUAACCCUUCGACGGCGGUGGAACUCUAUAAAGGAGUCCAAAGUUCAGUCAGUCAGUUUUGUAUGGCAGAAAUAUAACAAUACUUCCAGAUCACGGUAGAAUCUAUAUCUAGACGAUAGUUAAAACAUCCAUUAUGCGGCGUAACUAUGCUACGGUCCUAAGGUUGGCAGUGACUGUAAUAGACCAUUCAUUUUGGGGGAGCAGCUCUUCAAGUACUGCUGCCAUCUAAGGGUUAAAAUCUAUUCCCCUUAGUAACAGCAGCACCAGCUUCAAACCAGCCUGAGCCACACCCACUACCAGUUCUUAGAGGCACAGAGGCUUAUAACACAACCAAAGAGAACAGCAAUGACAGUCUUGGUACACCAGCAAUAAUAGCCUUAGUAAUACCGAUGACAGCCUUUGAACCAGCCUGAACCACACCCACUGCCAGUUCUUAGAGGCACAGAGGCUUAUAACACACCAAAGAGAACAGCAAUGACAGCCUUGGUACUACAGCAAUAAUAGCCUUAGUAAUACCGAUGAGAGCCCUUGAACCAGCCUUAGCCACAGCCUUUGCAUCAAGUACUUAGAGGUAUAGAGGAUUGUCACAUAACUGGAGAAGAAAACAGUAAUGACAGCCUUAGUGUUACCAGGAGGAACAACAACGACAGCCUUUGAAUCGCCUUUAGUCCCACCCACUGCAAAGAAAAGAACAUCACUGACAGCCCUUGUGUUAUUGGCAGGAACAGCCUUUGCUUCACCUUUAGUCACACCCACUGCA
Molecule: messenger RNA, 5372 nt
Organism: Eriocheir sinensis (Chinese mitten crab)
Lineage: Eukaryota; Metazoa; Arthropoda; Malacostraca; Decapoda; Varunidae
Product: transient receptor potential cation channel protein painless-like
Exons: 4
Coding region: 350-3127 (925 amino acids)
Biological process (GO): transmembrane transport; monoatomic ion transport
Cellular component (GO): membrane
Molecular function (GO): monoatomic ion channel activity; protein binding
Source: RefSeq, a predicted model, not a curated record